This is a messenger RNA of Wasmannia auropunctata (little fire ant), 2354 nucleotides long. RefSeq names its product poly(U)-specific endoribonuclease homolog. The record is from RefSeq and is a predicted model, not a curated record. Gene Ontology annotation, molecular function: RNA endonuclease activity. The transcript is spliced from 6 exons. The coding region runs from base 120 to 2018 and encodes 632 amino acids. NCBI's taxonomy places the organism in Eukaryota, Metazoa, Arthropoda, Insecta, Hymenoptera, Formicidae.
GUAUAAGGUCGAACGGUAGUAGUAGCACGUCGACUGCGUGAACAAACAGUGCGUGUCAGAGAUUCUUCGAAAUUUUAAUCUAUCGAAACGAGAAUUCGUCAGAAGCGAAGCGGACAACAAUGAAAAUUAGAACAUGCCUGUUCACCGUGAUCGUGGUUUUAUUUAUUUUUGCAGACACAGACGGUCGUAAAACCAGCGGAGGACGAAGGAGCGGUAGCUCAGGAUGGGGUUCUUCCUCCGCCUCUCGGCGAGGAAGUAAUUCUAAUCAACGGACAAGAACAACUCAGCGGCCCUCACAAUCAGGCUCAACUCCGGGUAAAGUAGGAUGGAACGUACCACCGAACAAUAGCCCACCAGGGAGCGGGGCCGGGAACCCACCACCAUCACGAGGGAGCGGGGCCGGGAACGCACCACCAGGUAGCGGAGCCGGGAAACCUCCGCCGUAUACCGAACAUGCUUCCAAGACUAGCGCGACGAAUGUGCAAUCAGGACAUCCGUCGGGACCGCCACCGCCAUACACUCCAUCGGGCGGAUAUCCUCGACAGCCUGCCAACAAUCCUUCCUACGGAAACACGGGUUACCAGGGCUACCCGUCCCACAACGCGAAUCCUUCGUACCCCGGUGGUUACGGUGGCCACUCGCCGUACGGCCAGGCUUACAAUCCGUCUAUGCACAACGCGCCGCCAGCUUACAGUCCACCCUAUGGCGGUGGUUUCGGCGGACAGCCGUCCUACGCCCAUCAGCCGUCCUACGUUCAACCGGCUAUCGCACAAGCGCCGGCGCUCACCGUCCUGCAGCCGAGCCGACCCGGUAUCGGCCAGCUGGCCAAGGAAGCGCUGGUUUACUCCAGCGUGAGCGCGGGCGUGAGCGCGGCCGUCAACAGACUGCUACCGGGUGGCAUCUACGGCAGAAGUCCGGGAUACAGCAACGGCAACGCCGGCGGCGGCGGUACCCACACCGAGAUUACGUACAAUAAUUAUUAUAACAAUCAGUCGAAUCCGAAUCCGAAUGGGGAAGCGCCGGCGGCGGCGGCGGCGGCGGCACCGGCGAACAAUAACGGAGCGCCAGCCGCCAGCUCUGCAACGCCCGCGCCGGUCCAACCGCUACCGGAAGGGGAUAAAAAGGAACUUGCCGCGCGUGAAGCUAAUGCACCUAGCAACGCCAAUCCGCCCACUCCUCCGCAAGAGAAUCAGCCGAGUCAGCCGAACUAUCCGAUCUCCAACGACGAGGUGAAGAAGCUGUCGGAAAGUCUCUUCGAGGCGGAUAAGAACAACGCGUACAAGUACAUCACCGUGAAUCUGCAGGGCGAGACGAAGGAGGAUAGUACCGCGGAUGACGCUCCGCUGCCCCUACUGGACGUCAAACCGGAAGCGUAUGAAAUUCCGACGAUUAAAAGCGUGCUGGCGUUGUACGAUAAUUACGAGAUGAACGUUAAAACGAAAGAGACCGUCACGCCCGACGAGCGUAAGGAGGAAACGGAGCUGCUCGACAGGUUCUUGGAGACCGACGUGUUUAAAGCGACGAUGAAGUUCCUGGUCGACAAGGAAUUCGUUCCGAACGACGAGUACGAGUUUAAGGACACCCUGAAGCGCAUCUGGUUCUCGCAGUUCCAGCGAGUCGAGGGCGAGCCGUCCAGCUCCGGCUUCGAGGCGGUGUUCCUCGCGGAGAAGCUCGACUCCUUCAUGAUCGGGCCGCAGAGUUGGAUUUACUACGCCAAACAGGAGACGCAGAAGAAACUCGACUAUCGCGGAUACAUAAAGGACGUCAAACUAGCGGACAAGGGAGAAGCUAUCAAGAUACGGUCGGCGUUCAAUAUACCAGACACGAAACAUUCGGUCACGACCCUUCUCGUCGGCCUCUCACCCGAAUUGGAGAUGGCUCUUUACACAGUAUGCUUCUACCUGCGUCCGAAUGACGUAUGCCCGGUUUCGUUGGGCGGGAAGGACGUCAGUCUCGUUUCUACCAGAUUCAACUACUUCGGCAAAGAUAUUAUGAUCGCUGGCUUUGUCGCGGGAUGAAAUCCGAAGAUUUAAGAGUCGAGGAGCCCUUUUGAGAUUCUUUGAUAAAUUGUACGAUUAUAUAUAUAAAUUCUCGUAGAUAGCUAAGAAGAGAACAUUCUUAAGUCAAGAAAAUUUAUGGAACAAAAUUUGUACGUUUACAUGCUGCUUUUAGUUUAAUAUACAUAUUUAUCCACCAUGAUAUUUUAAGGUGAAUUCUGCGCUUUUAUUCAUUUAUCGAAUAUGUACAAACUUGAAUUCACGAAGACGAGACUAUGCGAGAUCUCUCUCUUUUUCACUAUAAACUUAUAUCUGUAAUAAAAUUGGAAGGGAUACAAUUAUAAUGCAUACCUCAGG